Pectinophora gossypiella (pink bollworm) is the source of this 7393-nucleotide messenger RNA. It is a transcript of the gene raskol, whose product is annotated as ras GTPase-activating protein raskol. Gene Ontology annotation, biological process: regulation of GTPase activity. The coding region runs from base 415 to 5763 and encodes 1782 amino acids. The record is from RefSeq and is a predicted model, not a curated record. The transcript is spliced from 17 exons. Lineage: Eukaryota; Metazoa; Arthropoda; Insecta; Lepidoptera; Gelechiidae.
CCGGUCGCGCGAACGCGUUUGAGUAUCUAUGUUCCUAGCGUUAAUAAAAUACAUAAAUAAAUCGUUCUAUAUCUCAAAAGUGACACAAUUAUUGAAUUUACAUCUGGAUCUUUCAGUGAUUACAGUGAAAAACAAGUUUUUAAGUACGUGAAUAGUGGAAGUGAUUCUAUCGGAAUUUGUCGAACGAAGUUCGAUUGUGUUCAUAACUCUAUGAAUUAAAAUUGCCGUGAUACUUCAAUGAGGUAAAAUAAACACAGUGUGGUAAAAUUAAAAGUGGUUAAGUGUGAAAUGAAAUCUGUGAGAAGACCAUUAGCAGGAAAUUGUUCAAAGUGAAACGAAUGGGUGCGAUGAUGCGGCGGGAUCGCGUUGCAAAGGCCAGGCGGCCAUAACGCGGCGUGCAUCCGCAUCGCAGCCAUGUCGAGUGCACUGUCGCCGGCUGCGGCCACCGACGACGAGCAAACCCGUCGUCGGUCUGUCUUUUAUGUGCCAUUGUUCGAAAGCUUCGACAAUUAUCUCCCUUUGACGGCUGAAGAAAAAGAAGCUCUCAUAUCUGGGCAAAAUUUAGAGAGCAUCUCAGCAAAACCCAAAAAGAGAAAUGCAUCAGACAGCGGCAGAUUACAGAUACCGCCUAGGUAUGACUCGUCCUUGACGGAGAGCGAGAGCGACAUAAGCGUAUUCAGCCCAGAACGACGAUUUCGCCGACCUUUGUCGUCGACAGUGAGUUCCAAUGAAGCGCUAUCGAGAGUAGGCCAUCGCGACCUGACCAGCCCGCGAUUGGUAGCAGAAUGUGGCCAUUUGAGACAAAGCAAACCAAGGUUAAGAAGUACUACUUCAUGUGAACCUCGCUAUGAUAGAAUAUAUUCCCCUUUGGGAUCGAUCUCAUCUAACAAACUAAACAACUCGACAUCGAGCAUAGGCAAUAAGUCACAGUCUAAAGCCUCGAUAUUAAAUUCUAAUUUAUCUUUAAUACCCGACUCACCGAAACUUCAUACACCAGGCAAGGAAAAAUCUAAGACUUUGCCGCAAAAUCUCAAUGUGCCAUCGCCUAUUAGAGGCAGUAGUAGUUCUACGUCUAUAUUUAGAACGCCAAGGAUAACAGUGACGCCUGAUAGUCCUUCUAAAAGUCCUGGGAAGAUGUCGGGAUUAAACUUUAUUCGUCGAUCUCGGAGCACGAAAUUAUCCAGAAGUAACUCGUUGCUGCGAAGUAUAACAACGAGGCACAUAGAGGAAGGAUUGGAGGAACGGAGUGCUGUGGUGGCAGACUUGACAGACUACGACAAGUUUAUUGACGAUAAUGGUGGCGAGUCAGAGGUGAUCGGUGCUCUGAUUAAGAAGCAUGAAGCUCAAGUGGCAAAUAGUCCACUGAGUGUACGGCGCGGCUACCUAGACGUUGACGACGACGUUGCUGUGCAUUCUGACACAUCAUACGAGAAAGCAUGUCGACGUGGCUCGGCGCCGAGCACGCCGGUGCCUGGCGCACCACAGCACAGUCCUUCUCGGCUGGCGUCCUUCUUCUUCUCAAAACGGUCCUUCAGAAGCAACCCUCUCAAGAGGACCAAGUCUGCCACCAAGUUGGAGCGGGAACGCGCCUUGGCAACCGCCGUCCCUACACAUCCCGCCAGCCAUGCGUUGCGGACGUCACGAUCACACGAGAGCUUACUAUCGGCGCACUCACCAGCAGUGUCAACAAUGGACUUAGGACCACCAAAUCAGGUAGAAAUUCGCGCCCUCCACUCGUCGGUACUAGGCAGACCACACUGCUUUGCUCUGAGCGCUGAGAACAGAGCGCCACGCUACUUCGCCUGUGCCUCACGGAAGGAGCGAGAUAGAUGGAUAUACAGCUUAAGACAAGCUGCGCGGCCGGAGGAGACCCGGACGCGGCGAUGCGAGCGCACGGUCAAGUUAUGGCUACUGGAGGCUAAAGCUAUCCCGCCCAAGAAGCGCUACUACUGCGAGAUACUGCUGGACGACACGCUGUAUGCUAGGUCGUCAUCGAAGCUAAAGACGGAGCUGUGUUUCUGGGGCGAGGUAUACGAGUUCGCCAACCUACAAGCGGUGCGCGCGAUACAUAUCAAUGUGUAUCGUGAGCCCGAGCGACGUUCACGGAAACGCGACAAACACGCCCUAGUCGGCACAGUACGUAUCCCGGUCGACGACGUAUCGUCGCGAUACCUCAACGAGCGGUGGUACCCGUUGUCUGAGGGCGACAAGCCGCAGUCGCCCGGAGGCCGCGCGCCGCCGCCGCCGGCGCCCGCGCUGCGCAUCAAAUGCCGCUACCAGUGUGUCGACGUACUGCCACUGGACCACUACGGACGGUUCCUCGACUACCUCAAGAGGAACUACAGGCGGCUGUGCGAAUAUCUCGAGCCGGUUAUAGGAGUCAAAGCAAAAGAAGAUAUUGGCUGCGCGUUAGUACUGUGCAUGGCUGGGGCGGGUUUAGCACCGAGAUACCUCGCUGACGUGGUCGCUCUGGACGUUCGACGAACCGGCGACCACUCGCUCACCUUCCGCGGAAACUCACUCGCCACCAAGAGUAUGGAGGCGUACUUGAAGCUCGUCGGCGACCAGUAUUUACAGGAUACUCUAGGUGAAGCAGUAGCAGCAGCGGCCGGGCCAGGCGCUGCAGAAUGCGAGGUGGACCCGCUGCGGGCUGGCAGCGGAGCGGCACUGCGGCGACAGCAAACGGCACUCAGAGACGCCGUCACCUUAGCUUGGAGAGCCAUAGCAUCGUCCGCGCCUAGGUUCCCACCGCCGCUGAGAGACUGCUUUGCUACUUUCAGAGAGAGGUUGACGUCCAUGGGCCGGGAAGACAUUUCGGACAACUUGAUCAGUGCCUCUAUCUUCCUUCGUUUCCUUUGUCCUGCUAUUCUGUCUCCGAGUCUUUUUGGAAUUACUCAUGAGUACCCGAAUGAGCGAGCCGCGCGCAACUUGACGCUGGUCGCUAAGACGCUGCAGACGCUGGCCAACUUCACGCGGUUCCAGGGCAAGGAGGCGUUCAUGGAGUUCCUCAACGAUUUCCUCGAGCAAGAAGCGCCUAACAUGAAGGCUUUCCUCAGAGCUAUCUCGACACGCCCACCAGAACAGCAACAGCAACCGCAACAGCACCAGCAGCAGCAAGACGGGAGCAACCGCAACUCAUCCGCCUCUCAGGGAUCCAACGCGGGCUCUGAAAGCUCCAGAGAGAUCUACGGAGCGGUGGAGGCGGACCCUGAGUGGGCCCCACACGUCGACCUUGGGAAGCAACUGGCGACCCUGCACGGGUUGUUGGUUGACAGCCUUCCAAAGUUGCCUGCUGCUAGGAUGCAGGAGUUGGAUCCAUUGUCUGAUAUACUAGACGAUUUGAGCAAGAGGCUAGUAAGCAACGACAUCGGGCCUUCGCCACAGCUAUCUGAGAACAUCUUUAGGUUCAAUGACCCAACGUGCAAUACUCCAACCAAACAGAACAACACAGAGGCUACUACCAACGGUCAAAUGAACAGCAACUUCGCUCACAGCUCGCCCAUAAUGAACAAGAAUGGCGUCCAAUUCAAUAUCAGCCCAUCUAAGUCUAAUGCAGAGGAAUCAAAGUACAAAGGAACAUACGUCGGUGUCUCCAAGUCACCAAGUUUCAACCUACGCUCGGCAACCCUUCCAAGGAACGGUUAUGGGACAAACCAAGUUAACCCGAACGUAAACCCUGAUAGAUAUAGCUCCCAAUACAACAACCAGGAACAUUGUGUCAAUCUCAAGGUUGUACAGAUUGGCUUCACUUCAGACCAGUAUCCAAAAGGCAUCACAAACGGUGUAAAUGAAAGCUUGGAGAGACGAUUCCAAGAAAGAUACAAGCCGAACAAUUAUAACCAACAGACGCACUUCCACAACUCAAAUUACAACAGCACUGAGCGAUCUCCGAGUAGUGACAGCAUCAAUCAUAACUACUGCUCCACUGAAAUGCAGAAUUUGAUCAAAGACACCGCGACAUUGGAUGAGCUGUCAGACCUUUUAAAAUACGCUGACGAUUCUGAUAUUGUCGAAGACAAACUCAUCAUGAAUAAGAAAAACCUGGCACAAUCCAAAGCGAACAACAAUAACAUCGUUAACGGGAACAAAACAAAUUACACGAACAAUGGCUCGAACGUGUCUAUCAGUGGUCUCUCAAACGUCGCUAGCUCGGGCUACCAAAGUAUUGCAACUUACAGCCAAAGUUCUAGUCCCAUCGAAAAUUCAACGCACCUGCAUCAACCGUAUGAGAACGGCGGCCAGCCAAUGAGUCGAUACUCACAGCUAAACUACCAAAAACAGAGAGAUAAACAGUAUUAUGACAGCAAGAAUGACAAAUUUUAUCCAAAGAGCCCAGUGCAACAAAAAAUUGAGUACGAUAUUCAGAAAUACGGUAUACAAAACUUCACCACUGCAGACAACGCACAAAACAACACAAAUGUAAACUCAAAGAUAGCUCCAUUAGUAUUCACGAAUCCUGUAUACAACAUGGAAGACAAUCGGCAAUCACAGGAUAAGAAGAAGAACUGUGAGACUAGAAACUCAAAGCGUUGUUCGUGUGACUCAUCCAGUUCAUCAAUAGAUGAGGAGGGAUUGAGCACUGACAACGUGGAAACAAACUCGGAAGAGGGUUCUACCAACUUCAACGACGAUGGUAGAAACUAUGACCAACAGAACCGUAACAAUACCCACCGAAAACUCGCCAGAGAUAAUAGUAAUUACGAAGAUUUGUACCAGAGAAGCAACCACAGUCACUCCCCGAGAACGAGGGAUGAAGAGUCGUCGAGUAACUCGCCGAGUCUGCGUAAAAGUAGCAAAACGCGAAUGCCCAGAACAAAUCCGAUGCUCUCUUACUCCACGAAUCAAAACCAGCUUAAUUUGAAGCACUUCGGACAGCGUGGAGAAUCCUUGUACGAAAGUAAACCGCAUCACAUCUCAACGGACUCCGGAUACCCGAUGAGCAGGUCUGAUUCAAACGUAGAAGAGGUCAACAAAGAAAUGUAUCGGCUACAAAUAUCACGAAGUCAGAAGGCUUUGUACAACAUGGAAAGCGCGAAGAGUUCUCCCGAAAAAUAUGUUAUGACUGAGAGUACAAUUCCGGAAACGAAUUAUCCGCUAGAUAGAGCGUAUUCUGGGGCUAAGAUGUCGAGUAGCAGAUUGAACGAGGACUUAGAAAGGCAUCAACAGGAGUAUUAUGGAAAGCAGGAAUCGCCUUCUCGGGUAUUCAGUCGGGAGUCUCAGUCGAGUGAGGCCAGUGAUAGGGCGCAAAUACGCGCUGAUAGAGAAGUUGUCAACCGGGACAAAUUGCAAAGGCGAUUGAGUCUAGAGUCCAAGAGGGACAUGACAGACAGUUCCGAUGAAUUGGAAGACACGCUGUACAGUACAACAGGGAGACGACGAGCUUCCAAACAUCACAGAACCAUUGAACAGUACGAGCGUGAAAUUGAGAGGCUAAAGUGUUCAGUUGAGCUGCUCCGAGGGCGGCUACCUACUGAACCCGGCCAGGAUCAUACCGACGCAAAAAUGAAGGCUAUCAUUUCAAGGUUGAUCUGCGUGGAAGAAGAGCUCCGUCGCGAGCAGCGCAAAAUGGCCGCGGCAUUGUCUCACAAGCAGCGAGUCAUUGAAGCGCAGGAGCAUCGUAUAGCGGCACUAGACGAAGCCAAUACGCGACUGCUCUCAGCCCUGGUCCACCUACAACAGCGCGCGCCGCAUUCCUCCGCGCCGAGCGGCCCCUCACACCCCUCACCCCACUCACAGCACUCACAUCAGGAAUUGCAAAUUUAAAUUCUUCAUCGAACAUUCUAAUGGCAAAAAGAGUAGAAUUCGUCAUCAACCCGUCACAGUCCGCUUACGUAAUCUGAAGAUUUGCUUUUGAAUAUUUGAAGAAAAGUAACUAAUAAAAAAUACAAAUUAGCUUUAUCGCUUAAAGCGAUGUCUUACAGCUAUAAAGCGGUAAUUGUUGAAGCUGAAAUUUAGCCCCGAGUUUCAUUAAUCAUUAUAGAAAUUGCGUCCUUAUGACUGCUUAAAUACGCGUUAGAUGCGCAAUUAACUUCUACUCUUUUUUCCAAACUGAACAAUUUAUGAUUGAAAAUAGUUCAUGUCGAAUCGCUUUGAAAACUAUUCGAAUCUUUCGCUGACACGACGUAACGAAGGCUGCCUUCUUCAUUCAAUAAUGAUUACCGGUAUAGUUCAUUUAUUCAACACAUUUUGUAUACUUACGCGCAUAAAAGGCUCUCUACGCAUUUUUGUUUCAAACACUGUGUGGUCUUGUAGUGAAUUUCGUCACAUGAUACUUGAAUCGUAACUAAUUGGAUUUUUUUUAUGAAAUUAUCAUGCAAUGCAGUUUCCCCUGCAUACGAAGUGUGUCCAUGAGCCUCUUUUUAUGCUCAAAUAUUAGUGGGCAUUCAGACAAUUGAUGUAAAUAAACUUAUAAUUGUACAAAUCAAGUUGAUUUGAGACAAAAAUAAAUUUAAAAUAAUUUCACUUUGUUGCUAUUUACCUACUUAUUAUUAAACUACAACUGCCUACAAGUCACUAAAAUAAUUUCAGUGUGAUGAAAAUAAAAAUAAUUCAUUAAAAUAAAUACACUUCCGCAUUUAUUGUAUGAUUUAAUUUUAUCUUCGAUAUAAAAUUAGAUUUUGAAUCAUCUUUAGCGCUUGAAUCAUGCACAAUUUAGUAUCAGAUUAAUAUUAUUUCGAUCAUACGUUGUAAGCUUAGUAACUAUAAUGAAUUCUUAUAUAGUAAUUAACUUGAAACUUUCUUAAUUGAUGUAAUUCAAUAUCAAUGUUUUAAAUAUUUAACAGUAACAAAGUUUUGUUAGGUUGCCAUUUUCAUUUCAUUUGUUACGUUGUUUCAUUAGGAUUAACAAGAGAUGCUUUAAUGACAUUAAUACGUUUUGUAUCAGUAUUUUUCUAGCCUACCCGGUAUAUUCGCGACAUGUUUAUUUUGUUUUCUGUAACGUUGAUACCAAAGACGAUUGAAUAUCCCUUAGACUAGAGUUGUAGUAACGGAGUACGCACGCACUACAAUUGUAGCCCUAGUGUUGUAUUUUAAAGAGAAAGUUAAAGAUUUUAUAAUAAUAAUAAUAUAAGACUUGUAUGAUAAUAUUUUAGAAAUCAUUUAGUUUGUAGUGUGUAGUUGUGGUACCUUCAAACAUAAACUAUUUUUAAUACCUUUGGAGUAUUAUAGUGCGGAGUUUAGCAUACGAUCUUAACCUUAACAUUCAAAAUUUUAUUAAAAAUCUACUUUUCCUCUAUAUUUUUGGUCAUAUUAUACGAUUUAUUCAAAUAAUUUGUAACUGAUACAUUUCUCACAACUAAUCUGUUUACAGUGUCUAAUUAUAAGUCUAUCUUUAUGUAAAUAUACCUAAAUAUGUAGGUAUAAAAUAUUAUCACAUUAAAUUAUGAAUUACGUA